Entrophospora sp. SA101 is the source of this 600-nucleotide messenger RNA. The record is from the annotation of a GenBank genome assembly. NCBI's taxonomy places the organism in Eukaryota, Fungi, Glomeromycota, Glomeromycetes, Entrophosporales, Entrophosporaceae.
AUGCCAGUUGCAAAGAUAGCACCCUCAAUGCUUUCUAGCGAUUUUUCGCAACUAGCAAAUGAAUCUGAUCGAAUAAUCAAAGAUGGCGCUGAUUGGUUACAUAUGGGUACACACUUUGUUCCAAAUAUUACUAUUGGUGCUCCAGUUAUUCAAUCUCUUCGUAAACAUACAAAUGCAUUUUUAGAUUGUCAUUUAAUGGUUGAUAAUCCUGGAAAGUGGGUUGAUGAUUUUGCAAAAGCUGGUGCAUCUAUGUUCACCUUUCAUAUAGAAGCAAUGGAAAAUCCUGAAGAUAUUAUUGAUAAAAUUCAUAAAGCUGAUAUGAAAGUUGGAAUUGCCAUAAAACCAAAAACUCCAAUAGAAGCUAUAUUUCCAUUUGGUGACAAGAUUGAUAUGUGUUUGGUAAUGACUGUUGAACCAGAAAAAUUUCCUGAACUUGACAUUGAAGUUGAUGGAGGUCUUGCUCUUGAUACAAUAGAUCAAGCUGUUGAAGCAGGUGCAAAUGUUAUUGUUGCUGGGACUUCUAUUUUUAAAGCACAAAGCCCCAAAGAUGUGAUUUCUACUUUUAGAGAGAAAAUCAAUGCUGUACAAAUUAAAUCUUGA